Molecule: messenger RNA, 851 nt
Organism: Lactuca virosa
Lineage: Eukaryota; Viridiplantae; Streptophyta; Magnoliopsida; Asterales; Asteraceae
Source: the annotation of a GenBank genome assembly
GAUGUCAAACUCAUGGUUUCUCUUUGACAACUUAAAAAGUGAAUAUCCAAUCCAAAUCCAAAGAUAUGGAAGCAAUUCCACCAAACAAGGGAUACAUAAUUUCCUCUUUCCCCAAUCUUGUAGACAGCUCAGAUUUCAAAUCUGAUUUUGCUUGGGGUGCUGCCACUUCUGCUUAUCAGAUUGAAGGUGCUGCAUCUGAAGGUGGUAGAGGUCCAUGCAUUUGGGAUAUCUUCUGCCAGAAGCACCCUGAUGCCAUCGUUAAUGGUGAUAAUGGAAACAACGGUACUGAGGCUUAUUAUAAAUACAAGGAGGAUGUGCAAAUGAUAAAGAAAAUGGGUGUAAAUUCCUAUAGAUUCUCAAUUUCAUGGAGCAGAAUACUUCCAGGUGGAAAACUAAACAAGGGCAUCAACAAGGAAGGUGUUGAUUACUACAAUAACCUGAUCAAUGAGCUCAUAAGCAAUGGAAUUACGCCAUAUAUCACUCUCUUCCAUUGGGACACUCCCGAAGCCCUGGAAGAAGAAUACAUGGGCUUCUUAAAUGAAAAGAUAAUAUAUGACUUUAUGAGUUAUGCGGGAUUUUGCUUCUUGGAGUUUGGUGAUCGGGUUAAGAAUUGGAUCACAAUAAAUGAGCCACAAGCUUAUGCUUCGAAUGGAUAUGCUAGUGGCACUUAUGCACCUGGCAGAGGAAAGAAAAACGGUGUUGGGAAUCCUGGCACUGAGCCCUACAUUGUGGGCCACAACCUGCUCCUUUCUCAUGCUGCUAUCGUGGACCUAUACCGCCAAAGGUUUCAGGAAAGCCAAGGGGGUAAGAUUGGGAUAACAUUGAAUACAUACUUUUUUCGAGCCACUUAA